Messenger RNA from Dentiscutata erythropus, 579 nucleotides. The record is from the annotation of a GenBank genome assembly. NCBI's taxonomy places the organism in Eukaryota, Fungi, Glomeromycota, Glomeromycetes, Diversisporales, Gigasporaceae.
AUGUCUGAUAUUACUAAAACCACUAUAACUCAAGAACAAGCUUCAUCUGUAACAGCCGAUACAGUCCUCACGAGUACUCAAGAUGCAGAGUCACAAACUCCAAUCUCUCGUGUGGUUGUAAUUGCCAUUGAUCAAUCUGAGCAUAGUCAGAAUGCAUUUGAUUGGGCAAUUAAAAAUUUCUUGAGAAAGGAUAGCGAUUUGGUUGUACUGGUCAAUGCACGACCGAUUCCAACAGUUCCGGGACAAUACACUCUUGGCGCUAGUUAUAUGGAUUUUACUGAAGUCAUAGCAAGUUUAGAAGAACAACAUCGUGUUAGUAGUCAUAAUCUUUUAAAAGAUUUUGCAGCAAAACUAAAAAGCCAUGAUUUUUCUUGUAAAGCCAUAGCUAUGCGAGGAGAUGCACGCGAAGAAAUCGUUCGUAAGGUUUCUGAAUUAAAAGCAAGUACCUUGAUAGUUGGAUCUCGUGGUUUAGGUGCUUUGAAACGCAUGUUCCUUGGUUCUGUGAGCGAUUAUUGUAGCCAUCAAUGCGAUUGUACCGUUAUUAUCGUUAAAACCACUGAUCAAGAAUCGAGUGUGUGA